GUGUGUGGCUGAUAUAAUAAUUUAAAUUUAAAUUUAAAUAUAAUUAAUAAUUUCUAAUUCCAAUUUUCAUUAUAAUCGUACAAUUGUCAUUCGGAACGAAAAUGUCAUCUGAACCAAUUAUAAAUAGUGUUGGAAUUCCCACAGCUGAAUUUUUGCAAGAUGUUGAUGCUUUUAUGCAAAAACCGGAAAAUAAUUCGGCAAGUGAAGUAAUUAAACGAUUAGAUGAAUUAUAUAUGAAAUAUAAAUUCAUGGAACAAAAUCUUCAUUUGAAAAAGUCCAAAUUAUUACAACAAUAUCCUGACAUUGAGAAGAAUCUAGAGAUUCUAAAAACACUCAAAGAUAAACAUACAAAAAAUGAAGAAAUGGACGCUAAUUAUCAACUGGAUUAUCAUCUAUACACAAGAGCAAUCGUUCCACCAACAGAUAAAGUUUGCCUUUGGCUUGGUGCAAAUGUAAUGCUUGAAUAUUCAAUUCAAGAAGCAGAAGAAUUGUUGAAUAAAAAUUUAGCUCAAGCUGAACGAUCAUUAAAACAAAUCGAAUUGGAUAUGGAUUUUCUCAAAGAUCAGAUUACAACAACCGAAGUUAAUAUGGCACGAGUAUAUAAUUGGGAUGUACGUAAACGAACGACCGAACAGGUACCAAAAAAUCAAACGAUUGAUGAAUCAAAAAUCUUGGAAUAAAACAACAAUGGAUAAAAUUCUUGUUCUUGAUUUUUAUGGAUUAAAUUAUUUUUUAAUAAAUUUUGUUCAUAAUAAUCUGUCCCUAUAGGACCGAAUAAUAUAAUUAAGGAAAAGUCAAUUUAUGAAAUGAAAAUAAACAACGAAUUAAUUUUUAUCAAAACAAACGAAA
Messenger RNA from Dermatophagoides farinae (American house dust mite), 849 nucleotides. Its product is annotated as prefoldin subunit 3. Gene Ontology annotation, molecular function: tubulin binding. Gene Ontology annotation, biological process: microtubule-based process; tubulin complex assembly; protein folding. Gene Ontology annotation, cellular component: cytoplasm; prefoldin complex. The record is from RefSeq and is a predicted model, not a curated record. NCBI's taxonomy places the organism in Eukaryota, Metazoa, Arthropoda, Arachnida, Sarcoptiformes, Pyroglyphidae.